AGAGAGAGAGAGAGAGAGAGAUGGAGUGGUUAUACCCCAAGAGGAGGGGGCCAGAAUGGAAACAAGGGUGGACACGGCGGACCAUGGCCUCCGUCUCUGCGCCACCACUUCCAUUGCUUGCCAUUUUGGCCAUCGUAAUUUUCUUGCUGUCACUCUCUCAGUACACAGGCUACAAGCAGCAGUUGCAACAUUCUAUGAUCAACUUCCAACUCUCCCUCUUUUUGGUGCCCAUUAUGUUGAUGGUCUUCAUGAGUUUUUGCUUCAAUGGUGGGAUGUUGUUCAACUUCUGGUCUUCACACCCUAGGCAACAAGACUCACUUCAUCGAACCGGGGGCUCCGCCUGGGGUGUUGCUGUACUGCUGGUGGUGGUUCUGGUAUUGGUUUCUUACCAAUCCUCUUUCCACUCCAAGUGGUUUGCACAUAAUUAGAACUCUUGUAUGUAGUGUUGUUACGUUUUGUUUACUGAUCAUGUGGAAAUAACGAGAAGAAAGCCGUAUUACUUUGGUGAAUUAUUAGCUUUUACCCACAAGGUGUAUGUAAAAAGUUGUAAACUGUUACAUAAAUAUAUUUUAUAUGUGGAGACCGAAAGAGAAUUAGAUACAUGCAAGAUCAAGGCGCCAUGCCCCAUGGCGAUCUCCCUUAGAGAUCGACGAGACAUUCAAAAACG
Molecule: messenger RNA, 667 nt
Organism: Ilex paraguariensis (yerba mate)
Lineage: Eukaryota; Viridiplantae; Streptophyta; Magnoliopsida; Aquifoliales; Aquifoliaceae
Source: the annotation of a GenBank genome assembly